Messenger RNA from Stomoxys calcitrans (stable fly), 4203 nucleotides. RefSeq lists its product as uncharacterized. Lineage: Eukaryota; Metazoa; Arthropoda; Insecta; Diptera; Muscidae. The record is from RefSeq and is a predicted model, not a curated record. The transcript has 4 exons. Gene Ontology annotation, biological process: DNA integration. Gene Ontology annotation, molecular function: nucleic acid binding. The coding region runs from base 1 to 4203 and encodes 1400 amino acids.
AUGAAGGAAAGGCGUCGAAACAGCUGUUUGGAUUGGGCUCAAGGUGUGCGCCAGCGGGGAAGGACGGAAGCAUCAGCUGGUGAAGCAUCUAAGGAGGAAUCAUCCACACCGCAAGUGCCCAGUGCCCUGAGGUGCGCCAACCGCAUAUUUGGUAGGUUAUCAGGACCUGCUACUAGUAGUACACCUGGCAACACUAUAGGAAGUAGCACAGCAAGUGGUGACGAAAGUCAACUUAAUUUUUCGCAGAAACUAGCUAGGGUUAUCAAUAUGUCGCAGGAUCAAGGUACCGCUCCUUUGGCUCAGAAUCAGGACGAGAAUCCUUCGGGUGGUUCAGGUCCCCCCGACCAGAUAGGACAAUUAAUGAGCGUUUUGUACCAGCAAAGUCAGAUGAUGGCAUCAUGUAUGAACGAAAUUCGUCAAAUGAGAGGUGAUAUGCUUUCGCUUAGCCAACGCGUAGCUGAGGUUGAGCAUUCUGGGAAUGCGUCAGCAAUUAUCCCUCCCAAUGGCUCGAGUUCGACCCCAGGAGAUCCUAAUAGAGAAGCUAACGUGGCCCAAAUUGGACCUAGAAGCGGUCAUGCACCGGAAAUAGAUGAACAGCAGCACCAAUCUACACCGAAUCGAGAUGGUGCGAACAGGGGUAGGCCAAGUCAGUCCAAUAGAGAUAGGGAUAUAACCUAUAGUGCAAGAGAGCUUGAUAUCCGGAAACCUAUUGAUUUGGACAGGUGGCACAUCAAAUUUGAUGGUACAGGUCGUGACAUGACAGUAGAAAGUUUUAUCUUUCGUGUAGAGAGAAUGCGGGAGCAGUAUAAUAUUUCUCAUAGCCAGUUACUUAGUGACUUUCAUUGUUUAGUAUCUGGUAGUGCUGCCAAAUGGUACUGGCAGAUACUGGAAGAUAAUGCUGAAGAUAUGGAUUUUGACUAUUUUGUUUUGAAAAAGGAGUUAUUGAAGCACUUUAGGUCUGCAGAUACUGAUUAUGAAAUCAUAAAAGAAAUCAUGGAACGGAAACAACAGUCCGGAGAGGGGUUUGAAGAAUAUUACGCGGAUGUCCAUAAUCUCACCUUUCGACUCCGUAAAAAGAUCCCUGAGGCUGAUUUAGUGAAAAUAGUUAGGGGUAAUUUGAGAAGCAAUUUGGCCAGCCUAACUUUUUCUGCAAAUAUAAGUACAAUUGCUGACUUGAGGACCGAAUGUAAAAGGGCAGAACGACUCUUGAAAGAAAAUAGGCAACGAAAUAGACAAGUAAACGAAAUCUCAGUGUGGAACACUAAUGAGGAGGAAGUGGAUGUUUCCUUAGAGGCUAUGUCUGCUCCAAACAAAUUUAUGAAUAAUACGAAGGUUUCUAAAACACCAAAUGGACAGCAGUUUGCUAGAAACCCAACUGCAGCCAAUAAUAGAUAUGUUCGCAAUGAGACUUCCCAGACUAGUCAGCCCUCUCAAAUAUCACCUGAAGAGAGAUUUUGUCUUUCUCCCUUCCAUCUGAACCUGUGCUUUAGUUGUGGGAAGAGGUUGUGUGUAGAGACGAUAAUAACCUUAGACGGGGACAAUAGAUUCUUCGCUAGCACAGAUGUUGGAGGUAAGCGGGUUACAGCAUUGCUGGACUCUGGCGCUGGUGCAUGUUGCAUAGGCAAAAAUGCCAUGGAGUUUGUAAAGGGUCUUGAAAAGGAUAUUAUUAUACUAAAACAACAAAAUGUGAGAACAGCAAAUGGUGGAACUGCUAAAGUCUAUGGUAUGAUAACGCUACCAGUUGUGUGGGAAAAGCAAACACAAGAACUAGACUUUUUGAUAGUCCCUGGCUUAGAGCAAGAAUUUUACUUUGGGGUGCAGUUCUGGAAGAAAUUUGGGCUCUCAGUUGUAGGAGAACUAGGCUGUAGCACGACUGAGAUUAGCGAGGUAGUCGUACCAGAAACUAAUACUAAUCAGCACAUUCUAAACGAGGAACAAUGUAAACAACUUGAAUCUGUAAUGACUAGAUUUCCUUCUUUUGCCAUCUUGGGUUUAGGCCGUACUUCAUUGGAGCAGCACGUGAUAAUAGUGACCGAUGAGGACAUCCCUGUUAAGCAGAGACACUAUCCGGUAUCACCCGUUAUUCAAAAGCUCCUGUUCGACGAGUUGGACCGUAUGAUUGAGCUUGGCGUCAUAGAGCCCAGUAAUAGUAGCUGGAGCUCUCCAGUUACUCUUGUGAGGAAAGAGACAAAGAAUCGUUUGUGCCUCGAUGCCCGAAAGGUGAAUGCCAGAACGGUAAAAGAUGCAUACCCUCUUCCUCAUAUAGAGGGUAUCCUUAGCAGGCUUCAGGAGACGACGUAUAUAUCUGCCAUAGACCUAAAAGACGCUUUUUGGCAGAUUCCACUAGAAGAAAAGUCGAGGGAAAAAACCGCAUUCACAGUCCCUGGGCGGCCAUUAUACCAAUUUACGGUAAUGCCAUUCGGCUUGUGUAAUGCCGCCCAGAGAAUGUGUAGACUGAUGGAUAAGGUUAUUCAUGCGGGUAUUCGCGAUAAGGUCUUCGUAUACCUCGACGAUAUUCUAGUGGUUUCUGCCGAUUUCAGCUCUCAUAUGGACCUUUUGAGUGAAGUGGCAGGAUAUUUGACAAAGGCAGGUCUCACAAUAAACCUCGAGAAAAGCAAGUUUUGCCAACGAGAAGUUCGUUAUCUGGGAUUUGUAGUGGGAGAUGGAUGCAUACGGACAGACAAGGAUAAAGUGGCAGCUGUCAGAGAAUUUCCGGAACCGAAAACCCCGAAGCAGUUAAGGCGAUUCCUGGGAAUGUGUGGGUGGUACCGCCGCUUUAUUCAGAAUUAUGCUUCUAUAGCGGCACCACUCCACGAAUGUUUGGUUAAAGAGCGUAUUCGCAGUUUUUCCUUGUCGGAAGAUGCAAGGAUUUCAUUUGAGAAAUUGAAGGAUAGAUUGACAUCUGCUCCAGUAUUGGUGAACCCGGACUUUUCAAAGCGUUUCUACGUCCAAUGUGACGCGUCCACGUUAGGAGUCGGCGGUGUCCUUUUCCAAUUGGAUGAAGAAGGGCAUGAACAUCCCAUAGCCUAUAUGUCCACUAAAUUAAAUAAAGCCCAGCGCAACUACAGCGUGAAUGAGCUGGAGUGCUAUGCGGCUGUUCUAAGCGUCAAGAAGUUCAGGCCCUACAUAGAAGGUUUGCCGUUCACCAUCAUUACCGACCACGCGAGUCUCAAGUGGCUCAUGAGCCAAACGGAAUUAGCAGGGAGACUGGCACGAUGGAGCCUAAAACUACAGGCAUUUGAAUUCCAUAUUGAGCAUCGUCGUGGGUCACAGAAUGUAGUACCCGACGCUCUGUCCAGAGCUCAUAUGGAAGAGAUUCUUUUGAUGGACCGUUUACUGGACCUUGAUCUUACUAGCCCAUAUUUUGACUCAGAGGAGUACGCAGGUCUCAGGAAUAGUAUUGAGAUGCAUAAGAUAGUUAUGCCGGAUGUUUGUGUAUCCGAGAAAUACAUCUACAAGAGGAUGAACUUUGCUACGGGUGAUGCAUUAGCAGAGGACAAAGCGUGGAAACUUUGGGUGCCUAGAGAGUUAAGGGAUGCUUUAGUUCAAGCCGCUCAUUGCUCCCCAUCAUCUGGUCAUGGUGGAAUCCAUAAAACCUUAUCCCGUAUCCGAGAAAAGUAUUACUGGCCUGCAAUGGUAAAGGACGUUCAGUUGGUGGUUAAGAAUUGCGAUACCUGCUGCACAAAUAAAAACACGAACUCUUUUAAAAGACCGGUCAUGGGCAAACAGUUCAUAUCCGAACGACCCUUCCAAAGGGUAUACAUCGAUUUUAUGGGUCCCUACCCAAGGACUAAGGAUGGAAACACUGUGCUAUUUGUGUGCCUUGACCAUUUUAGCAAGUUUGUUUUCCUGGAGCCAAUGAGAGCUGCAACUGCUGUGAAUGUUGCGAAAUUCUUGGAAAAGCAUGUCUUUCACGUUUUCGGAAUCCCUGAGUUUGUCCAUUCCGACAAUGGUAAACAAUUUACCUCAGUUUUGUUUAAGGACCUUCUAGACAAAUAUGGUGUAAGGCAUAUCCGCACGGCAAUGUAUGGACCCCAAUCUAAUGCCGCAGAGAGGGGUACGACGGGAAUCAUUGAGACACCUGAAUCCUGGCAUAAUGAGGUUGAUCGAAGGCUUGUCGUAACGGAAUUUAUUGUAAAGGAAGCCUUGAGGAGCUUCAAACCAUUUAAAACACCCGCAUCUAAUGGAAUAUUUCCGGCGUAA